AUGGUAUAUGUAGCAAAAUGGCUAUUCGUUCAAGAAGAGCAUCUGCGCGAAAUCUAUGAAGAAGAAGAAGCCACGCAGAAAUUUGCUACUUUAGUCACUAGUGUUUUAUCUCACAUAAGGUUCCCCAUGAUGACGCCUAGACAGAGAGCAAGUCUAUCGAAUCAUUCUCUCGCCUGCCGUUUCAGGGACUUCUUUUUGGGUGCCAUGAUGUUCGCUAUGAACAUCAACGAACGGCAUACCGCUCCCAAUUUAGAUCUUUUCGUACCGCGAUUGUACACGUGCCCGACUUGGUGCACGCAAUUUGUGGUGGAAAAUUACCCUAUCUUAACGGCCUACAGUUACAGGACAUUAACAUUUAGCACACCUUCGAGCAUCGCGGAAUGGGACAAUUGUCAUCAGACGAAAAUCAAUUGGACGAUGGAUAUAUAUCCGAAAGGCGUGUGGUUUCGUAAAUUUUAUCUCCUCCUGUGGAGAGGAAGAUCGGAAAUGCCCGAAUACGUCAUCAAAUCGGUAAGAGUGUCGGUAUCUCCCGACAUUUCCGACGAAACCAUUAGAGCCACGGUGGGUGUCCUGGUAUGCGGGAAGGAAGACAGCACGGAGCACAUCCAGAGAGUAAUCUCCAAAGAGUUUCUGUUCACCAACGAAGAUCGAGUGUUAAAUCUAGAAGACGUCAUUCCGUACGAAGAACUGAAUUGUUUCCGAUCAUCUUACCUAGUGGGCGAAAAAUCUGACACGUUGAGGAUCAUGGUGGUGGUUCUUCCCACGUUGUCCACUUGCCACGACACCGGACAGAAGUCAAAUAUUCCGUCCAAAUAUAUCUGUGAUACGGUGGUCUGA
This is a messenger RNA of Centruroides sculpturatus (bark scorpion), 837 nucleotides long. RefSeq lists its product as uncharacterized. Lineage: Eukaryota; Metazoa; Arthropoda; Arachnida; Scorpiones; Buthidae. Bases 1 to 837 code for a protein of 278 amino acids. The transcript is spliced from 2 exons. The record is from RefSeq and is a predicted model, not a curated record.